Messenger RNA from Caenorhabditis elegans, 1567 nucleotides. It is a transcript of the gene ctsa-3.2, whose product is annotated as Serine carboxypeptidase ctsa-3.2. Gene Ontology annotation, molecular function: serine-type carboxypeptidase activity. Bases 1 to 1554 code for a protein of 517 amino acids. The record is from RefSeq and is marked reviewed. Lineage: Eukaryota; Metazoa; Nematoda; Chromadorea; Rhabditida; Rhabditidae. Gene Ontology annotation, biological process: proteolysis. The transcript is spliced from 12 exons.
AUGUGGUGGACGUCAUUAGUAUUUUCUGUAUUAUUAUUUGAUCUCAUAUUCAUUUCAAACUGUGACUAUAUUCAUUUACCUGGAAAUUCCGAUAUUCCAGAUCUAAAGUUACAGUCAGGAUAUUUAAAUGCCAAUGAAAAUGGAACUCAAAAAAUGUUCUACUUUCUCCUCGAGGCGCGGGAUAUUCCAGUAGGAGAAGCUUCUUUAAUAAUAUGGUUCAAUGGAGGACCUGGAUGCUCAUCACUAAGUGCAUUUUUUGAAGAAUUCGGCCCUUUGUAUGUCAAUUUUGGAGGGAAAUCACUAUUUGAGAAUGUUCAUUCUUGGUAUCAUAAAGCCAACAUUCUGUUUCUCGAGUCCCCAAUUGGCGUUGGAUUUUCCUACGACACCGAACAAAGUAACUUCACAAAAGUCAACGAUGACAGUAUUGCGGAGCAGAAUUUCAAUUCAGUUAUUGACUUUUUUCAGAGAAAACACUCUUCUUAUGUGAACCAUGAUUUUUUCAUUGCUGCAGAAUCAUAUGGUGGAGUUUACGGACCUAUGCUAUCGGCACUAGUGGUGGAUUCAAUAUCGAAACGGGAAUUUCCCAAUGAAAAUUUCAAGGGAUUAAUUAUUGGAAAUGGUUUUAUGAAUGUCAAGUUAUCAACAAAUACAAUGAUAUUAUGGAGUGCCUAUCACGACAGAACAUCUCCAGAUGAAUGGGAUGAGAUCAAGGAGAAGUGUGCAACCUCGGGAGCUCACGAUGUUGAUUAUUAUGAUUUUAUGCAAUUCAUGAAAACCACCAAUAAAAUGGACUAUCUUGCUGAUAACAGUACCGAGUGUGGAAGAUUGAUUGAACCACUUCUUGGGCAGUUUUCUGAGACUUUUGACGGGUAUGACUUUUUCAACUACUACCACGAUUGCUACACAAACUUCUCGAUUCCCAACGCCACUGAUCCCAUCAAAGAAACUUUGGCACAAAUACCUCGGAGAAGAAUUUCGGCCCUGUUUAAUAAGCACUCUACUGACGGUCAAGCUUCGUAUAGAUGUUGGGCUGAUGAUGCUCUACAUAAAUAUUUGAAUUUGAAAGAAGUUCAAAAUGCAUUAGGGAUUGAUAGAGCAUGGAAAGAUAGGAAGAAGAAAUGGGAAGUCUGCAAUAUGCCAAUAUAUGAUCAAUAUGUGAUGACUCAUCAGGAUAUGACGCCCUUCUUUAGUAAAAUAUUUGAUAAAUUUACGGGUCCUGCGUUCCGAGUGUUAAUUUACAGUGGAGAUAUUGACACGGCUUGCAACUAUUUGGCAGACGGGUAUUUUGUACGGGAUUUAGCCAGUAUACAUGGAUUUAAAAAGACGUUGAAACACGGGCCAUGGUAUCAUUCUGAACAUAAAGUGAUUGCUGGGAAUUUUAUGAGAUACGAGGGAGCAAAUCAUUUGGGAUCCAAGCUGUCAAUUGAUGUUGUUACAGUUAAAGGAUCCGGUCACUUUGUGCCACUUGACCGCCCUGGACCAGCGCUCCAAAUGGUUCACAACUUUCUGACAGGCAAACCUGGAAAAAUGACAAACUACACCUCGCCCGUUUGAUAACUAUCAAAAU